Rotaria sp. Silwood1 is the source of this 591-nucleotide messenger RNA. The record is from the annotation of a GenBank genome assembly. Lineage: Eukaryota; Metazoa; Rotifera; Eurotatoria; Philodinida; Philodinidae.
AUGCGUUUAAAUAAUGGAUUUCAUAUAGAUCAAAUGAUUCUUUAUGAUACAUCUGUUGAACAUAAUCAAAUAACAAAUGAACUUUUAAUGAAAUUUGAUAAACAAGAACUGAUAGUUAUUAAUGAAACAGCGGUUUCAAAAUUUGCUGCUAAUCUUGUUCUAAAAAAUAAUGUAUCAAUUAUGAUUGAAGGUUCAGCUUCAGCACUUGCUAAAGUUAUUAUAGGAAAUAUCACUAUAACUAAUAUUUCUGUUAGUGAUACUUUUGAUCUUAUUGGUUAUGAUCGAUUUGAUAGUGAACUUUUAACUAUUGAUGAAAUCGAUUUAAUUAAAACAUUAUCAUCUCAUGAACUUUCUCUUAGUGUGAGAGCAAAAGUUAAUAAUCCUUCUGUGCUUUAUAUUCUUAAUGGUGGUUGUCUUUCACUUGAUUUACGUGAAAUGACAAGCGGCAUAUCACUUGGCUUAGUUAUCAUCGAUUCAUUUUAUCUUGCAACGCAAAUUAAGAUACAAAUCGAUGAUCAUAAAAAUAUUACAACAUCUUUAUUUAUAUCACCACAUCAUUUAAUAUUCUUAGCAAAUGAUACAGAAUUAUAA